AUGUCCCAGUUCCCCUCCAGCUUCCUGCUGGUGCCCAUCCCCGAGAGCCCCGGCUCCGACGCGCCCCACAACAAGAUCGUCAAGAUCGUCGUCCUCGGAGGCAGCAGCGUGGGCAAGACCGCCCUGGUGGUGCGCUUUCUCACCAAACGGUUUAUCGGGGACUACGAAGCCAACACGGGUGCGCUGUAUUCCCGAAAGUUCACCAUAGAUGGGGAACAGAUCUCCUUACAGGUCCAGGACACCCCCUUUGUUUCCCUAGAGGACAACAGCGACGGCAUCUCCUGCCAGGAGCAGAUCAACCGCUCUAUCUACUGGGCGGACGGCUUCGUCUUCGUCUAUUCCAUCACUGACUACGAGAGCUACCGCGUCAUCCGGCCCCUCCACCAGCACAUCCGCAAGAUCCACCCCAACGCCAACAUGCCCCUGCUGCUGGUGGCCAACAAGGGCGACCUGCUGCGGGCCCGGCAGGUGCCGGCGGGCGAGGGGCUGCGGCUGGCCGGGGAGCUGGGCGGCAGCUACGCCGAGGUCUCGGCCCGGGAGGGCUCCGACGGGGUCCACGCCGCCUUCCAGCAGCUGUGCCAGGAGGUGGGCCGGCUGGCGGGCGGCUGCCCGGGGGAGAAGCGGCGGGGGCUGCACCUGGCCCGCCCCAAGUCGCCCAACAUGCAGGACCUGAAGAGACGCCUGAAGCAGGCCCUGUCCUCCCGGGCCAGGGCCCCCACGGCCCUGUGACCCCGGGCCCCGGCCGCCAUCCGAUUUCUGCCCACGGAUGCACGGAGGCCCUUCUUCCGAGACUCUGGGUGGAGCCCGCCCACCGAUUCCCAUCAGAUUCCUGUCCGGGACUGUGUCGGACCAGUCUCAGGGCAUGCCAGCCGUCCGCUAGGCUCCAGCGGGGUCUGAUGCCAUCCGCGCCUCCCUGGGAAGUCAGCGUCUGGUUCGGGGAACUCAAAGGGAACUGACGGACAACUUGACAGACCCGAGGCUGGGCAGCCAAUCCCAACCCAAACCCGUCGGUGUCCAUGGAGGGCCGUGGAUCCUGAGCUCUGUGCCUGGGACCACUGGGCCCAGGACCUUAAUGAACCCCUCCAUUCGACCGUGGAUGCCUGUGAGCCCCACAGCUGAUGCCCCAUCCCUCCACUGGCUAGGGCGGGGACAAAGCUGAGCACUUGCGGGCAAUGGGGACCGGACGGCAUUUGCAUGGGGCAGGAUAGGAACAGGACUGAGCCCCCAUGAGAGGGAAGGAAUAAGACCGGAUGUGUGGGAACAGGACAGGACAGAGCACAUUUAGGAGCAAGGACAAGACGGAACAUGUGUGGGGGCAAGGAGGGGGACCGGGACAAAACUAAGCCCAUGCCGGAAGAAGGAUAAUACUAAGGGUCUGCAGGGACUGGGACGAGACAGAGCACAUGUGGGGAUGGGAAAAUGUCCGAGCGGAUGCGGAGGUAGCUACCUUCUUGACCGAACACUGGUCACAUGUUCCCACGACACACUUGGUGACCGUGUCCAGAGAGAACCACUUCUCCAGCCCUGGCUUUGAGCCCACCACUGUGGAAGGUCAAACUCCCAGGCCACUCUCUGACAGAGAGGGAGUGAGGCAUGACUUCCUGCUCUGGUAUCCAAGGCGUUGUGGGCCGGGCUGAGAGACUUGUUUCCCUCCCGGACCUUUUCGGCCUUUCCUCUGGGUCGUUUUGUUAAUCUCCAUGCCGUGUGAGCCUGUCUCCCGUUCUUCCUGUAAGAUCCAGAUCCCGAAAGCCAGGGCCCGUGGGCUGCGGGCUUGUUCACUUCUGGGAUGCUUCAAGCCUCUCCUCCAGGCCUCCUCGUUAGCAACUGGGAGUCUGUCCUGGUCAUCCAAACCCACGGAUCUCUUCCCCAUCACCUGAUCUGGCAGCUUUCCGGACUACUCCCGGCCACCGAGGGGCUUGCUGGAAUUUAACUAUCUUUUAACAUCUCCCACAUUCCCGGGCAGUGGAAGCAGCAGGCAGCUCCGAGCUGAAUCCCUGGGGGCUCCAAAGGGAAAUAAACUAUAACCAGGUGGGCCACCCGACCCCUGGUCUCCCGGCUCCCUCUGAGGCAGCCCGUUCCAUGCCAUCAGGUGGGUUAAACCACAGGCUUCUCUAGAGGCUGACUUCCUAGCUGAGCUAGUCAGCGGAGGGAGCCUUCUCAGUUGGAUGAUUUUCAUCUCAACGUGUCUCCGAAGGUGGUCCCCAAAGCCACGGGCCCGCCCUAUCCCGCAACAAAUCCACCCCUCCAGAAAUAAAAUCCAGUCUCUCUGUCCUUC
Molecule: messenger RNA, 2275 nt
Organism: Tachyglossus aculeatus (Australian echidna)
Lineage: Eukaryota; Metazoa; Chordata; Mammalia; Monotremata; Tachyglossidae
Product: ras-like protein family member 11A-like
Exons: 4
Coding region: 1-729 (242 amino acids)
Molecular function (GO): GTPase activity; GTP binding
Source: RefSeq, a predicted model, not a curated record